Messenger RNA from Engraulis encrasicolus (European anchovy), 4159 nucleotides. It is a transcript of the gene ap4e1, whose product is annotated as adaptor related protein complex 4 subunit epsilon 1. Gene Ontology annotation, molecular function: cargo adaptor activity. The transcript has 21 exons. Gene Ontology annotation, cellular component: membrane coat; AP-4 adaptor complex. The record is from RefSeq and is a predicted model, not a curated record. NCBI's taxonomy places the organism in Eukaryota, Metazoa, Chordata, Actinopteri, Clupeiformes, Engraulidae. Gene Ontology annotation, biological process: vesicle-mediated transport; intracellular protein transport. Bases 154 to 3879 code for a protein of 1241 amino acids.
AUGGCUGAACAGUGCCGCUGUUUUGUCAACAUAGGAUGUGUUUUAGGCUACAGAUAAAAUGUUUUGUAUCAUUUCGUUGAACUAUUAGUGUGAAUCGUAGCCUAUGUAUAUAUACUUCUAUUCUAGGCUGUUUUUCAGUAUUCUGGAGCUGCAAUGAGUGAUGUCGUUGAAAAAACUCUCACAGCUCUCCCAGCUCUGCUGUCUUUUGACUCCCAACCAGGAGCCGGGAAACUUUCCUCCUCUACCAAAUUAGCGACUUUAAUCAGAAGUAUAACUGAACUGACAUCUAAACAUGAAGAAGAAAAGCUCAUUCAGCGAGAAUUGGCAGCCAUUAAGGAGCAGGUCUCAUCCCCCAAUACGACUAUGCGUCAGAUGCGGGAGGCGAUGGUGCGCAGUGUCUACUGCGAGAUGCUGGGCUACGAGGCCGACUGCAGCUACAUUCAUGCCAUCAAGCUGGCACAGCAGGGCACCGGGCUGGACAAGAGAGUGGGUUACCUUGCAGUGUCUCUGUUUCUCAAUGAAAACCACGAGUUGCUGCUGCUUCUAGUUAACACAGUAUUAAAGGAUCUGCAGAGCACAAACCUAGUUGAAGUUUGUAUGGCUCUCACUGUUGUCAGUCAAAUGUUCCCCAAAGACAUGAUCCCAGCUAUUCUUCCACUGGUCGAGGACAAGCUGACUCACCCAAAGGAGAUGAUCCGGCGUAAGGCAGUGCUGGCCCUCUACAAGUUCUCCCUGGUGGCCCCCACUCAGGUGCAGCACAUCCACGGCAAGUUCCGGAAGGCCCUGUGUGACAAGGACCCUGGCGUCAUGGCCGCCUCCCUGCACAUAUACCUCCAAAUGAUCCAGGAGAGUCCAGAGGGCUACAGAGAUCUGGCGGGCAGCUUCGUGACCAUCCUGAGGCAGGUGGUGGGGGGGAAACUCCCGGUGGACUUCAACUACCACAACGUGCCCGCCCCCUGGCUGCAGAUACAACUGCUACGCAUACUCGCCCUGCUGGGCAAGGACGACCAGAGCACCAGUGAGUUGAUGUAUGACGUCCUAGACGAGUCGUUAAGAAGAGCCGAGAUGAAUCACAAUAUCACCUACGCCAUCCUGUUUGAGUGUGUGAAGGCCAUCUACACCAUCCACCCCAGAGCAGACCUACUGGAGAAGGCAGCCAAGUGCAUUGGCAACUUCGUACUGUCACCCAAGAUCAACCUCAAGUACCUGGGUUUGAAGGCGUUGACGUACGUGGUUCAGCAGGAUGCCAACCUGGCCUUGCAGCACCAGAUGACCAUCAUAGAGUGUCUGGACCACACCGACCUAAUCAUCAAGAGAGAGACUCUGGAGCUGUUGUUCCGCAUCACCAACAGCCAUAACGUGCGCGUCAUCGUGGAGAAGAUGCUUGGCUUCCUGAAGGGCUGCCAUGACGACUACACCACCAUAGACCUGCUGGCCAAAGUGGCAGAGCUGGCAGAGAAGUAUGCCCCAGAUAACUGCUGGUUCAUUGAGACCAUGAACAGCGUCCUGUCACUAGGGAGCGCACUCAUGCCACAAGACAUCCCCUCCAACUUCCUCAGACUACUGGCAGAAGGUUCGGACAGUGAGGAGGAUGACAGGCAGUUGAGGAUGUAUGCUGUUCAGUCAUACGUCUCAGUGCUGAAAACCAAGCCCGCUAACCUGCCUCAGCAAUACCUUCAGGUCAUCAGCUGGGUGUUGGGCGAGUACUCCCACCUAAUUGAAGACCUGGGUCCGUCGCUAGUCAUCGAUCUACUGGCGCGUCAGCUAGACCAACCCAAACUAACCUCCGACUCCCGGAGCUGGGUCCUGUCAGCCAUGGCCAAGCUCAGUGCCGGUGCGUCUCUGGGUGCAGAGGGCGCAGGCUGUGUGCAGCGUGUGACCCAGCAGUACAGCUCCUCUCUCGAUACGCCGCUCCGGCAGCAGGCCCUGGAGCUCCAGUUGCUCAGCCAGGAUGCAGAGCUCCACGACAGGGUACUGCCACACGGGGCCCCCUGGGCCAGUCUGGAGGUGGACUCCUCGUUGUCCUUCCUGGACGGGUUUGUGUCGGAGGCCUUGGCCAAAGGGGCUGCACCCUACAAGCCCCCCCACCAGAGACAGGAGGAGCUGCGGCAGGAGAAAGCCCUGUCCCUGGAGCCGUACAGUCUCUCGCUGCCUCUCAGCCUGUCGUCCUGCAGCAUCGCUGACCGCCACUCCCCCACGCUGCUCUCCAUCAGCUCCGGCCUCUCGGGCCACAGCACUGAGCUCUCGCAUCGAGCUGGGUCCCUGAGGCUGGACGGGGUGAAGCGGGUGUGGAGUAGAGAUGGCUACCUGCCCCAGCGGCAGGAGCCCCCUCCAGAGGAGCCCUCUGCCCCCCAGGACACCGGCGCCCCUGCACCUCCCCUGUCUCCCCAGGAGGGCGGCGCUCUAACACCGUCUCCCGCUGCCGAGCCCUCAGAGGAGGAACGCGACAGGCAGCAGCUGGCCUCCUCUCUCUUCCAGGGUCUCAGCUCCUCCAGCGACUCCACGUGCCUGAUGGGAAAACCAGACCCCCCUCCCCCUCAGCGCUUCAGGAAAAAACGCUCAACCGCUCCCGACUCCGCCUCCUCCUCCUCAGGCUCCUCCCACUCCACACGAGACCCUUCCAACCACUUCCUGUACGGCAGCCUAUCAGAAGAGGGCCCGGCCUCUCCGCUCAUGCUUGCACAGAGCUCUGCAACACCACACACCCACCACCAGCACCACCCUCGCGCUCACUCCAAUGGGACCCACGCACAGCACGACACCCUUGUCAAUCCUCCAGCAGCAACCAAUGGGGUGAGCGCUGAGGUCGGCGGCCAUGCAGAAGGCCCUCCCCCCUCUCUCGUGACAGCCAAUGACGCGUCGUCGACACCUCUGCGAGAAGUGGGCGGCUGGUCGUCGCUGAUGGGCGGGAUGGAGAUGGUGGUGCCGCUGUGCUCUCAAACCCCUCCCCCUAUAGACUCUGGCCAGAGCAGCGCGGAGGAGGAGGACGACGAGGAGGACGCCACCUCAGAACCCCCGACGCAACCCGUCCCUGCGUCUGUCCCGCUCCCUGUGCCUGUCCCCGUCCCCACCGAACUGAAUGACCUCCCCGUGACCUCUGAGCCAGAGCUGAGUGACCUCUCGUCGGGCCUGGACACCAUGGUUCCCCCGGAGCUGCGGGAGCUGCCUCGCUCUGAGGUGACCCCACUGGGCUCGGACCAGAGGCUGUGUGUGCGCUGCUGCCGGCUGCAGAGAGAGGACGCGGUGAUACUGCUGCUGCUGCUGUCAUCAACAUCAUCAUCACCAUCAUCAUCAUCAUCAUCAUCUAGUGCCUCUGCCGCCGCCCUGCUGGACAUCUGUGUGGAACUGCAGUGCCAGCAACUCAAGGUGGCCAGCCUGAGAGGGAAUGCUAUAGAGCUGCUGCCAUCCCAGGGCUCGAGUGUGUGUUGGUACACACUGCUGAUGGAGGAACCCCACACACAAGUGACGGUGUCAGGCUCCAUCACCUACAGAGAGGAGGCGGGACACACACACACUCUCCACCUCAGCACUAAACUGUCCCUCGUAGACUUUCUCAGGCCGCUGCAGCUGUCUACAGAGGAGUAUGGCCGUCUCUGGCUCUCCAUCUCCCAGGACGUCAAGCAGAACCUGCAGCUGGCCCAGCCCCACCAGGACCCCCUCCGCACCUCACUCACCCUGCUCAGAGACACACUGCACCUCCACAUAGUGGACAUCAUAGGAUCGGAGGGCAUCGUGGCAUGUCAGCUGCUGAAGGGGCCGAUGUGCCUGCUGCACUGUCGUGUCCAUGGGGAGGCGCUAGCGGUCUGGCUGCGCUCAGAGGCACCCGGCCUGCCAGACUGCCUGCUCUACCACUGCCAACGGGCCCUACAGGAGCACUGAGCAGGGAUACACACACACACACACACACACACACACACACACACACACACACACACACACACACACACACACACACACACACACACACACACACACACACACACACACACACACACAGCCCUUCAUGAGAACUGAGGGGACACGGACACAAUAUCCCUGCACUGAGGAAUGGACACACACACACGCACAUGCAUACAUUCAUAUUUACAUACAGUACAUACGUACACUACACACAUACACACACACACACACACACACACACACACACACACACACACAC